Messenger RNA from Laetiporus sulphureus 93-53, 471 nucleotides. RefSeq lists its product as uncharacterized. The record is from RefSeq and is a predicted model, not a curated record. The transcript has a single exon. NCBI's taxonomy places the organism in Eukaryota, Fungi, Basidiomycota, Agaricomycetes, Polyporales, Laetiporaceae. Bases 176 to 427 code for a protein of 83 amino acids.
CACGCACAGCAUGCUCGUAUAGCCUUUCUUUUAGGACCUCGUCUGUUCUCGUCUCCGCGGCUGCCUGAACGGCCAUCAUAGUGGCAAGGGCAUCUUGACGACGCGCAGUGUGCCUAUUGUUGUCUCGGGCCACUGAAAUAUACACGUGCCGCAACUGUGUCACCCUCGGACAUUCAUGGCGAAGCUGUGUUCAUGUGCCACCCCUUACGCUCGCAUGUCUAUGGACGACAACUGUUCAUACGUUCGUACUUCUACGUUAGCCACGCGACUGUGGGUACUAGCUCGGGGACAUGUCGACGAAGGCACCCACCCACAAUUUGACGCGUCCAGUUCAAGAGAUCUCUACUGGCCAUGCGCCAGAUGCUUGGUGCCACACCCUCUUGAUGGCCCUGGCGAGGCGCUCACUGUUCGUCUGGCCGGCGACUGAAAACGCGAGCAUUCACCUGGCCUACAAUGCGUCAUAGUUGUAAG